GGUAUUGUCGUGUAGCGGUGGAGUGUAGGAGGCAUGGAGUCGAUCCUGAGCUGCAGAAGGGAGGAUCUGGAAGAUUAUUACGGGCUUCUCGGCUGCGAUGAACUCUCAACGACUGAACAGAUCGUGACUGAGUUUAAAGUGCGAGCUCUGGCCUGUCAUCCUGACAAACACCCAGAGAACCCCAGAGCAGUGGAGGACUUCCAGAAGCUACAGGAAGCUAAAGAUGUUCUCACAGAUGAGAAGAAAAGAAAGAGUUACGAUCUCUGGCUCAGAAGUCAGAUUGUAAUCCCGUUCAGCGAGUGGCAAGCGCUCAGUGACUCCGUUAAAACAUCAAUGCAUUGGGCUUCGAGGAGCAAGAAAGAGCCGAUGCUUGAGGCUGCAGAAGAUCCAGCGGAGGAGAAACCGUCUGAAUCCUCGCUGCCAUCCACGGAUCAUCGGUUUCGAUGGACUGGUGCAGCUCCUUCAGGCCUUUUACACAAGUUCAGGAACUAUGAAAUAUAAUGCAUAUGUUCUGUUCUAUUCUAUGCUUUUGUGUGUAAGUGCAUGUGUUCCAAAGUCAUUUACUUUUCAAUGUUUCAACAUUUAUGGCAUAAGAUUGACUUUCUCUGUUUGUUUGUUUUGUUGGAUGUUAACAUAUGUGCAUGAAACCAGGAGCACAAAACCAGUUAUGCAUCAU
Messenger RNA from Carassius auratus (goldfish), 676 nucleotides. Its product is annotated as dnaJ homolog subfamily C member 12. The transcript has 5 exons. The record is from RefSeq and is a predicted model, not a curated record. NCBI's taxonomy places the organism in Eukaryota, Metazoa, Chordata, Actinopteri, Cypriniformes, Cyprinidae. Gene Ontology annotation, cellular component: cytoplasm. The coding region runs from base 34 to 501 and encodes 155 amino acids.